AUGUCUAAGAAAAGGAAGUACAACGAAGCUUACAUAUCCUUUGGUUUUACUUUCAUCGCUGAACGUGAUGGGACACAAAAGCCUCAGUGUUUCCUGUGUGGCAAGGUUCUUGCCAAUGGAAGCAUGAAGCCAACAAAGCUGAAGGAGCACCUCACGUCUGUCCAUCCUGAAAAUGCAUCGGACAGUGUUGAUAUAUUUCGUGCAAAGAAGGCUCGAUUUGAGAAAGCUGGAACUUUACCAAAACUUGGAUUUGCCCCAACACAAAAGCCUUGUCUUGAAGCAUCCUACAAGGUUGCUUAUCGCAUUGCCAAGCAAAAGAAGCCACAUACGAUUGAAGAGACCUUGGCAAAGCCAUGUGCCCUGGAAAUGGUCGAGCUGGUUUGUGGCUUGGAGCAGAGGAAGAAAAUUGCAGCAGUGCCUUUGUCAAAUGACGUCAUCCACUCUAGAAUUGCUGACAUUUCUUCUAAUAUUUUGGAGCAAGUAAUUGAAGAAUUGGCAACUACGCCAUUUCCGUUCAGCAUGCAACUGGAUGAAACUACUGACGUCUCUCAGUGCAGCCAGCUCCUGGUUUUCGUUCGUUAUAUGCAUGCUGAUGCCAUCAAAGAAGAAUUCCUAUUUUGUGAGCCCCUUUUGGAAACUACAAAGGCCAGCGACAUCUUAGAAAUGGUGAAUAGUUUCUUUGCCAAGCAAAACUUCGACUGGAAGAAAAAUCUUGGUACUCUGUGCACAGACGGAGCACCUGCGAUGCUUGGCAACACAUCUGGUUUUGCUGCUUUGGUGAAGAAAGAAGCUCCUCAGGUCAUCGUGACCCAUUGUUUUCUACAUCGGCAUGCAUUGGCGUCAAAGAUUCUGCCAGCAAUUCUGAAAGAAGUCUUGUCUACUGGCGUGAAAGUCGUCAACUUCAUCAGAGCCAGGGCUGUGAACCAUCGCGUUUUCAAGAGGUUUUGUCAAGAAAUGGGAGCAGAAUAUGAAGUUCUUCUCUACCACACAGAAGUUCGCUGGCUUUCCAGAGGACAAAUCUUGAAGUGCUUGAUUGAACUUCGAGCAGAAGUUUCACUUUUAUUUGAGAGAAAAAGAAAGCCCACUCUCAGAACAGUUUGA
This is a messenger RNA of Homarus americanus (American lobster), 1101 nucleotides long. Its product is annotated as protein ZBED8-like. The transcript has a single exon. The record is from RefSeq and is a predicted model, not a curated record. The coding region runs from base 1 to 1101 and encodes 366 amino acids. NCBI's taxonomy places the organism in Eukaryota, Metazoa, Arthropoda, Malacostraca, Decapoda, Nephropidae. Gene Ontology annotation, molecular function: DNA binding.